Schistocerca cancellata (South American locust) is the source of this 3016-nucleotide messenger RNA. RefSeq lists its product as uncharacterized. Gene Ontology annotation, biological process: regulation of transcription by RNA polymerase II; anatomical structure morphogenesis; cell differentiation. Lineage: Eukaryota; Metazoa; Arthropoda; Insecta; Orthoptera; Acrididae. The transcript is spliced from 10 exons. The coding region runs from base 1 to 2562 and encodes 853 amino acids. Gene Ontology annotation, molecular function: RNA polymerase II cis-regulatory region sequence-specific DNA binding; DNA-binding transcription factor activity, RNA polymerase II-specific. The record is from RefSeq and is a predicted model, not a curated record.
AUGAAGUCGAUGGGCGACGCCGGUACUCUGACCUCCGCGUCCUGUGGCAUUUCGGACAGUGGCAGCGGCAAAACUUACACUGACAGCGGGAGAACUGGCACGGGCAGAGCUGCCGGCGAGGGAGGCGAGAAGCGGCACCUCCGUGGCACUGACUCUAGCAGUCCUGCCACCACUAAGCCACAGCUCACCCACAAGGCACUCAUUGCUGGUGCCAUAGCACAGUCACCGUACAGGAAACUGACGCUGUCGGAGAUCUACGAUGACAUCGCGAGCCGCUUCCCCUACUUCAGACGCAACAGGAAGAUCUGGCUGCACGCGAUAAGCUGCUGCCUGUGGUAUAACAAGUGCUUCGUCAAAGUGCCGCAGGAGGGCGGCGACGACAAAGCGAAAUGCUGCAACUACUGGACACUCGACCCACGGUACGAGGACGUGUCGGAGAACGACAGAUCCCGCGACGGGCGCACGAAGCGGCCACGACGCGGGGGCUCGGCAGCGGCGGUGCCGGCGCGCCGAGCGUCCUCGCUCCACGGCCGACACCGACACGUCGACGACGACCCCCGUCGGCAGCGACACCGCUCCGGCCCGUCCGAACACCUCCGGCUGCCGGAGAACGCGGCCGGGUCACUGUCGGAGCCCUCGGCGCGCAGUGCCGACCCUGCCGGCGGUGGAGGUAGUGGCGUAGGAAGCGGCGCAGUCGGAGGCGUCACCGAGUCGGUCUCCGCCUACCCCCACUACUCCAGCACCGCCGUCCCGACCUCGGCCGGCCUCUCGGUCUCCGAGGACGACGACGCCGUCCGGCCCGCCUACGAGCCGCCCCUCCCUGGCGAAAGUGGCUACUGCGAGGACGGUAUCCCGGGACCGAUUGCGGUGACGUCGACGGGAGGUGCCGCUACUCUGACCUCCCCGUCCGGUGGCACCGGUAACGGGUGCACCGACGGCACCGGUGACGGCGGGCGGGGAACCGCUGCGGGCAGCCCUGGCGGUGCGGCGGGCGAGGAGCGGACCUCUGGUGCCACAGCGUCGGCCAGUACAGCCAGCGCGAAACCGCCAUUCUCCUACGAGGAGCUAAUUGCUAUGGCCAUUAUGAAGUCGCCGCACAGGAGGGCAAGGUUGACGGAGAUCAAUACCUACAUCGCGAGCCGCUUCCCGUACUUCGAGCGUGACGAGAAGAGCUGGCAGCACUCGAUACACUGCAAGCUGUACUUCAGCAAGUACUUCGUCAAAGUGCCUCUGAGGAGCAGCAAGUACAAGGGCAAAUUCUACAACUACUGGAUGCUCGACCCACAAUACGAGGACGUGUUCGAGAACGGCAACUUCCAGCGACAACAGCACACGAAGCGGCCCUUCUCCUGGAGCCGGGGUAUCGGGAGCAGAGGCGGAGGUGGUGGAGUUCACGCUGUGCCGUCCUCCGCCACCCUGCACUCUACCAGAUAUGAGCGCAGUACCGGCCGAGCUACCUGCGACCCGUCCCGACCCGGCACCGGCCGCCACGAGGACGAUGUCCCGACAUCGGACGCGACCAUGUCCGCGGUCAGUGCCCCUACUCCGGCCGUAACAUUCGAGGGUACCGCCGACACUGUCGGCAGCGGUACUGUUGCCGACAGCGGGACGGCCGUCGGGGAUGGUGCCGCCGGUGCGGCAGGCGACACUGGCUCGCCCUCUACUGCCGACGUGAAGCCGCCGUUCAGCUACACGGAGCUGAAUGCUAUGGCCAUAAUGCAUUCUCCACACAGGAGGGCGACGCUGUCUGAAAUUUACACCUACGUCACGAGCCGCUUCCCCUACUGUAAGCGCAACAAGAAGUUCUGGCAGAGAGCGCUGAGCAACAACCUGUCUCGUAACGAGUGCUUCGUCUACGCCCCACAGGAGGGUGCCGAGCAGAAGGGCAGCGGCUGGAAGCUCGUCCCGCAAUACGAGGACGUGUUCGAGAACGGCAAGUUCCGCCACUGGCAGCAGCGGCACCGUGCCGGCCUGUCGGUACGGGGUGGAGGCGCCGGGAGCGGAGCAGUCGGCAUCGGAAGCGGCGCCGUUCCGCACGCCGGCUACGCGCAGUGUGCCAGCAGUCCGGCGGAGGACGGCUGUGGCACUGACGGACGUAGCGGCCAUCCGGAGAGAGACUGCCCGGACGCACGAGACGACAAUUCGGUGCGGCCAGCGCUCGACUGCGAGGAAGCUUUCGCGAGGGGGCAGAAUCUGGAGCGGCGUGGGCGCGUCGGCUGCGGUCACGCGUCAGUUUCUCGCAGUGCGUGCCACAGAGUGUUCGAGAGGCGCGGCAGCUCGAAUCGACACGUGCGGCUGCACGCGGGCGAACGCCCUUACGACUGCCACGUGUGUCACAAGACGUUCGUGAGGAGUAGCAACCUGAGGGAGCACUUGCUGCUGCACACGGGUCAGAGGCCCUACAGGUGUAGCUUCUGCCUGAAGGCGUUCACUGCGAGUUCCAAGCUGAGGAAGCACUUACGGGUGCACGCAAACUGUGCGACAUCCGCCGUAAGAGGUUCGGGAGGAGACACGAGUGAAGUACGCGUGGAAUGUCGGGACCGGGAUGUGUCAUCGCCCUAGGAAUAGGGGGAGUCUAUCAUUUUGUGGUGUGUCUUUGCCGAUACGAUACACGGACUGAUACACCCGCAUUACCGGCAUUACAAUGGAGCUCACUUCGUGAGAAACUGUGGAUUAAUUGUGACAUCGUAGGAUAGGACUGGAGUGUAUAAUGUGAUGGCUUCUGGCCUAAACAAAUUUUACUGGGUAAUAAUCGACAAAGCUGCGCACUUUUUAGCUACACCAGUGGAGCUGCUAAUGUAGUAUUUGCAGAGUGGCAUUCAGUACUGUGUUUGAUAACGUAUCUCAGUCGUGAAAUCAUUUUCAAUCCUUCACGACUUAGUUAACCACCAAAUAUGCAAAUAAAACAUUUCUGUUUCAUAUUGGUGCAAACUUUCUUCACAUUACAUCAAAAAAUUCACAAGCGCCCAUCGUAACACUGACAAUAAAGCUUCAGUACUGCUUUGUCUCACAAAAA